ACAUGACCUUUUACAAAUACCGCCCCUCUCAUCACCCUAUGACUCGCUGACGCACUGAACGCCCCAUAAAAACAGGCUCUGCGUGCUUUUAUUCACUUUUCAGUCGUUUUUCACUACCAAAAGCUUGUCAAAAUGCCGAUGUGCGGAGGGCUGACUGAGGAAAAGGAGGCUGAUGAAGAAGUUCAGAACAUCUGUGAUGCAAUGAAGCCUCUCGCAGAGCAGAAAGCCGAGAGAAACUUCGAGGUUUUCAUUGCACAGAGCUACAGAACACAGGUCGUAACUGGGACCAACUACUUCAUUAAGGUUUAUGUGGGAGAUGAAGAAUAUGUUCACCUCCGUGUUUACGAGAAACUCCCGUGUGAUGGAGAAGAGCUCGAGCUGACCGAUCUGCAGCACCCCAAGAGUCAACAUGACAGUAUUGAGUACUUCUAAUGGGACAAUGAACCAGCCAAAGCAUCAGUGCCUACAGCCUGUACUCUCAUUGUAAUCCAUUAAUAACCUGCUGCUUCAUGUGGGGAAAGUUUUCCUUAUUUACAUAUAGUAACAUACUGCAGAUAAUAGAAGGCAAAGUGGACCAGUUAAAUACAAGGUGGGUAAAUAAAUGAACCCGAUUAUUUUUCUGUUAUUGUUUCUGAUUUGUGAAAUGCCUGCAGUUUCAGGAGCAGACUCUAUUUCUUCAUUUGUCACAGUGAAGCCAAACACAUGUCUCUUUCCUGAUAUGGACAAUGUCUGCAGUAAAACUCAGCUGUAAGCAUGUCUCCAGGCUCUGAAUUGAUUCAUGGAUUUUAGCACACAAUGUUAUGUCUUUUCAAACUCACAAAAUAAUAUUUACAUUCUUUAUAUUCAGGUUUAUAUGGUUUGAAUACUCCUUUCAUGAGUUUUUGGAAGACAUGUUUCUGGAGUGUUUUACAGAAAUUAAAGUUUCUCCAAUCAUGCACUUUUUCCCCCUUCAGCUAAAAAAUUUGCAGAUCUGUCAUAUUGAUUUGGUUCAGGUCUGAUUGCUUAUCUAACAUAUUUUACAUUCUUGUAGCAAUAACCAUGUGAGACUGAACUGUAAGUACUUUUCCCCCACAUCCCAUGUUCUUUAAUGUUGGAGAGUUUAUUAUAGCAUCAUUUGGAGAGUUAUAUUUCAUUUAGCAUGGUGUCCUUUUUUAACGCAUAUCUGAAAGUGACCUAAAAUAAAGCACAGUUCAGUCUGA
This is a messenger RNA of Oreochromis aureus, 1199 nucleotides long. Its product is annotated as cystatin-B-like. NCBI's taxonomy places the organism in Eukaryota, Metazoa, Chordata, Actinopteri, Cichliformes, Cichlidae. Gene Ontology annotation, molecular function: cysteine-type endopeptidase inhibitor activity. The record is from RefSeq and is a predicted model, not a curated record. The transcript has 3 exons. Gene Ontology annotation, cellular component: cytosol. The coding region runs from base 133 to 432 and encodes 99 amino acids.